Messenger RNA from Rotaria sp. Silwood2, 705 nucleotides. The record is from the annotation of a GenBank genome assembly. Lineage: Eukaryota; Metazoa; Rotifera; Eurotatoria; Philodinida; Philodinidae.
AUGACUACAUUAAAAAAGAUUGCUUUCGGUUACAAUACUAUGACCAUUUAUGCACGACGACCAUUUAACGUUCUUUUCAUACAAAUAUCUGAUGGUAAUUAUUAUCUAGCUGUAUUAAGAGAAAGAUAUAUACCAUCUGAAUAUAUUCAUACUCAAGUAUUACCAAAAAACCGUUGUUAUCCAGUUCUUGAUCUUUUUAAUGAUACUUUUCGUCAGUAUGAAUAUCUACGUCGGGUGAAAUAUUAUCCUCUUUUAUGUCGUCAAGAUUCACAAUUGAUGUGCUUUUAUGAUGAAUACUUCAUGUGUAUAUGUGAUCGUGAUCGGUUUUCAAAUUGUUUCGAAUUUAAUAAUACGAUAAAAUAUAAUUGUAAUGGAAAACAUCUUUGUUAUAAUGAUGGUCAAUGUUUUCUCAACAAUGAAACCUGUCCAACAACAUUCAUUUGUGUGUGUAAUGAUUGUUACUAUGGAAAGCAAUGUCAAUUUUCAACAAAAGAUUUCAUUUUUUCACUCGAUCCAAUUCUUGGAUAUCAUAUUAAACCAAGCAUUUCACUUCAUCAAGAACCAUUUAUUGUCAAAUUCAGCAUUAUUAUUACUACAAUUAUGUUGUUUAGAAUUAAUCAUGGGUUCAUUGUCUAUAGCAACAUUUCAAGUGAAAAAAUCAAGAGAAGUUGGUUGUGGUUAUUAUCUUCUCGUAUCAUCGAUUAG